Molecule: messenger RNA, 2468 nt
Organism: Aphanomyces invadans
Lineage: Eukaryota; Oomycota; Saprolegniomycetes; Saprolegniales; Verrucalvaceae
Exons: 8
Coding region: 1-1758 (585 amino acids)
Biological process (GO): 7-methylguanosine mRNA capping
Molecular function (GO): mRNA guanylyltransferase activity; ATP binding
Source: RefSeq, a predicted model, not a curated record
AUGGACCGGAUCCAGGCCGCCAUCAAGCGGCAGAGCAAGGCCGCAACAUCGUCGGGCGGACGCCGUUUGCUGCAAUGGACUGACCAUGAAUGGAAAGUGUUCCAAAAGACUCCUCCAUUUGGAGGUUUGGUUGAGCGCCUUGUGCCGAUUCGUCCGCCACUGUCGACGUUGUAUGAAGUGCACUACGACACCACGUUCAAAGGCGCCACCCCCACGGACCUCAUGGAAGCUCUCAUCGAACAGGCGAAGCGGGGGAAUCUGCUCAACGUAGCCACAGUUAUUGACGCCUCGGGCAAUGGUUUAUAUUACCACGAACGAGGGGAAUGGAACGAUUGGGACGUCGAGUACGUCAAACUUCUCGCUGAUCCCGACGCCGAUGCAGGCCAUGAUGCGUCACCAACCGACAUUGUUCCAUCCAAAUCGUUCGUGGGCAAGUUUCUCCAGAGCGUGCAACAACAUUUUGCCGGCGACCGACGGGACGAAAACAUCGCCGUGUUCGGUGCACGUGGGUACAACACAGCGGCGUUUCUGAUCGUGUGCUACCUGGUCGAACUGAAAGGCAUGUCGUUGAACGAUGCCUUGGAGACGUACAAGCGGAGCAACCCCAUGGGUAUUUACUCUACUCCAUGCUUGGAAGGACUCUACAAGCGGUACUACUCGACGCUCAAGCCGCAAGGUCUCCGCAUUCGGCGAUCCGACCCUCCGUCGUGGGACCCAGUCGCUGUGGAUGACUCACCAGAAGUUGUUGGCGCCGACAUAUUGACUGACGAGGACAUGGCGCACCCUUUCGUCCGCAGCAGCCAUGCACCACCCCCAUCAGCCCCUGUGCAACCCCACCAUGCACCCCCAAAUGCCGCAUCUGCUUCGGCAACGUCGCAUCAACUGAGCUACCGACCAGCGGUCGCGCCAGUCUUCCGCAUGCCCGAGGCAAAGAAAGCGCCGACGAAAAAACGAAAGAUUCGAACGUGGGAAGACGAAGUCGAACCGUUUGCGUUUGGUCAAGCUGUACCCGUCGCGUCCGCUGAGCACGAACGACUUGUGGCAGUCAUUGCAGAGCUCACGGGCGGCGCAUCCGACGGCUUUCCCGGCUGCGAAGCAACGUCGCUGACAAUGAUUCACAUUCGAGACCCUGCAAAGGGCGAGCUAGGCACCCUGACAAAGGAGUACCUGGUCACAUGGCGCGCCCGAGGGAAGCGGUGCUUGAUUCUGGCGCUCAAGGACGCCAACUACCUUGUCUCCCGCGCCAUGACAUUCACCAAAAUCAACGUCAAAUUUCCCCGCAAACGAGCCUUGCACGAGAACACCGACAAGACUCUUGUGGAUGGCGUGCUCGUGGAAGACCGCGACGGAGACAAUGGCGUCGUUCUGCGCUUUCUCGCGUUUGACGUGAUUGCGUGGGAAGGGUCGCCUGUGUACAAGAGCAAGCUCGAGAAACGAUUGCAGUGCCUCCAGAACGAGAUCAUUCUUCCUCGCAAGGCGGACAGAGCCCUGGAAGGGGCCGAGGAGACGUUCCGCGUCCGAAUGAAGGACCACUUCCGCCUGGAGAAGACGGAGCACCUACUGCGCAACUUCAUUCCCAAGGUCACCCACAACGUGGAAGGGUUAAUCUUCACACCCAAGCAAGCGGCGUACGGUGUCGGCGGGUUCGAAGCGGACGCACCCGUGUUUAAAUUUGUCGGGACCGAUGCCAUGGGUGGACUCGACGGGAGUCUGACGGAAGCGCAGCUGCUGCAGCACAUCCAGCGCAUCCCAAAGUAAUUCUUUGUACUCACACGACCAUGGAUAUGAUGUACUGAGCUGUUACAACGACGACGGAUUAAUCAGCGUUUCGCUUGGCGGAGUCGGCGCGGUAGUUGGCGCGACCGUACUUGGCCUUACGUUUUGAUUUUUUCUUGGAACUCGGUGACACGGCCGUCGUCCACUCGUCGUCGUCGGCGGAAGCGUUCGACGGCGAGUCCAACGAAUGGUUGCUCGAGUGUACAGACCGCGCCGACCCGCCGCCGUCCGAGUCCUGAUGCGAUCGUGUACGUUGAUGGCGUUCGUGGUGGUUGCUUCCGUCGUGGGCUCCCUCCUCGGCCGACGUAACGCUGCUUCCAGCAUGGGGGUGGCGAUGAUGGAUGUGUUUGUGUUUCGGAGUCCGCGCACGGACAUCUUCGGCACGGGCGGCGGUGGUCAAAGUAGUCGCAGCUUCUUCUUCGCGGGGUUCUUCGACUUUCGAUGUGCUUUCUUGUGGAUACCGUUCCUUUAGUCCAGUCUUCCGUGGAGUGGUGGGGUGCGUGACCUUGAGCACCGUCCGCUGCACCGUGCACGUUGUCGGAGGAACAUAUUCCUUCCUUGGAGUCAAGAGACCAUUCAAGUCUUCGUCCAGCGGUGGACCCGAUCGGCAGCACCCGCACAACUGAUUGCCCAUCUUCGUCCGUCGUCGUCGGCUGGCCACCGUGUCGGGAAAAAGAUUUCGACGGGGCGAC